This is a messenger RNA of Biomphalaria glabrata, 3637 nucleotides long. RefSeq names its product serine/threonine-protein kinase Nek8-like. NCBI's taxonomy places the organism in Eukaryota, Metazoa, Mollusca, Gastropoda, Planorbidae. The coding region runs from base 575 to 2641 and encodes 688 amino acids. The record is from RefSeq and is a predicted model, not a curated record. Gene Ontology annotation, molecular function: ATP binding; protein kinase activity. Gene Ontology annotation, biological process: protein phosphorylation. The transcript has 18 exons.
UAGAUAGAUCGAUCUGGAAUAUAGGAGGAAAUCAUCUUCUCUUCUGAAGUAAUGUCCAUAUAGACUUACAGUUACAGGUGUAAUCUACUAUCUAGAUUGACUAGAUCUGUAAGAUAAAACUUAGACUAGGUUCCCAUUAGUUGAUUAGUGAUUAGAAUAUAUCAAGAUUAGUGACUAUAAUAUAGUCACUAUAGAAUGUGACUAGAUCUACUGAUCUAUAUAAUCUAUAUCUAGGUCUAGAAUUAUAGAGUUGAUAGAGAAUUAGAGUCUAGUCUCAAAUCUAGAAUGUGAUUAGAUUGUAGAUCUCUAGAGACAAGAAUAUGGGUCUAGAAUUAUAGAUCUAGUCUUACUUUUAAAUAAUUUAAGUACAAAUUAAAAGCUAGGCUUAGCCUCAUGCAGAAUACUUACUAAGUUUUAACUUGAGUUAGAGGCAACUUUAAUAAAAUUAACAGUUAUCUAGAUCUAGAUAAUAACAGUAUCAGUAUGUAGAUAUAUAUAUGCUACCAUGAUAAAUCAUAAAGAUAAGAAUCUACUGAUCUGAUCUACUCUACUCAAGUGAAUCUAUCUAUUAGACAUGGAGAAGUAUGAAAAAAUUGGAGUUGUUGGUAGAGGAGCGUAUGGGACUGUACAUUUGUGCGUGCACUUAAGUGACCGUAAAAAUGUCAUUAUUAAACAAAUUCCUGUUGAACAAAUGACAAAAGAUGAACGACAAGCAGCUCUCAAUGAGGUCAAAGUGCUAUCAAUGCUGCAUCACCCAAAUAUUAUUCAGUACUAUGAGAAUUUUCUAGAAGACAAAGCUCUCAUGAUUGUGAUGGAAUAUGCUGAAGGGGGAACUUUGCUAGAUUUUCUACAGAGUAGGAAUGGUUGCCUAUUGGAAGAAGAAGAAAUCUUGAAGUUUCUGGCUCAGAUGCUCUUAUCACUCCAACAUGUCCACUCAAAACAAAUCCUGCACAGAGAUUUGAAGACACAGAAUAUUUUAUUGGAUAAAAAAAAGGAGAUUGUUAAAAUUGGAGACUUUGGUAUUUCUAAAGUACUUAGUAGCAAAAGUAAAGCAUACACAGUUGUUGGAACACCUUGCUAUAUAUCUCCUGAAUUAUGUGAAGGAAAACCAUAUAACCAAAAAAGUGAUAUCUGGGCUCUAGGCUGUGUUCUCUAUGAACUAGCUAGUUUAAAAAGAGCUUUUGAAGCUGCUAACCUUCCAGCUUUAAUUUUGAAGAUCAUGAGGGGGACAUUCUCUCCUAUUUCAUCACGCUACAGUUCUCAUUUGCGAGAUUUAAUUCUCAGCAUGCUUCACCUUGAUCCUACAAAAAGACCAACCAUCAAUCAGAUCAUGGCUCAGCCCAUCAUUAUCAACACUAUAAUGAAUCUCCACACAGACAUGGGGAAAGUGCCUUGUGUCAGAAUCAAUUGGCCUUUAACAAACAUUCAGGGAACUGGCAGGGGAAGGCUGUCAAUAAAAGGGAAUAUCACAUCACAAGAGAAUUUAUCUUCAACACCACAGCCGCUCAGUUCUGUGUUCUGUUGGGGAGGAGGAAUGAACACACCUACCAAGUUGUCCUUACCAAACAUGGAAACUCAAGUUGUACAAGUAGCCAUUGGAAGAACUCAGAGAGCAGCAGUAACAAAAAAUGGUCGUCUGUUUGUCUGGGAGCCUCAAACUUUAGGAACUGAUUCACUGAUGCCUGGCUCCACAUACUCAGCACCACCGAUAUUUAUACCUCGUUUUUUAGAAGGUCAGACAGCAGUGACAAUACAACAUGUAGCUUGCGGGGAUCUGUUUACAGCUUGUUUAACUGAUCGAGGAAUAUUGAUGACAUUUGGUAGUGGUGCCAAUGGAUGCCUGGGACAUGGAAACUGUAAUGAUGUUACACAGGCUAAAAUUGUAGAAGCUUUAUUGGGUUAUGAAGUGAUUCAAGUGUCUUGUGGAGCUUCUCAUGUCCUAGCUGUAACUAAUGAACAUGAAGUGUUUGCUUGGGGACGAGGGGACAAUGGAAGACUUGGUCUUGGCAGCUAUGAGUCAACAACUUCACCAAAAGAAAUUUUGAUCCCUGAGGAUGCUCACCCUUGCUCUGUACAUUGUGGCAUGGACUGUUCAGUUUUACUAACACUGGAGCAUAAAUUGUUAUGUUCUGGUAGUAACAGGUGCAACAAAUUAGCACUUGACAAAGCUGAGGACAACAUUGAUGGUGUGAUUGAAGAAACCACAAGUUUCACACCUGUAGCAUCAGUACCUGUUAGCAGUCUUUAUAUAAAAAUGGUAGCGCUUGGUACAUCACACUCUGCAGUGAUUACAGUUGAUGGGGAGUGCUACACAUUUGGUUCCAACCAGUUUGGGCAACUUGGUGUUGAGACAGAAACAGGAAACAGAAAGCCUAAACUUGUUAGUUCUCUACAAGACAAAAUAGUUUUUAUUUCUUGUGGAGACAUUUUCACUGUUGCUGUUUCUGAAGACAAUAAAGUCUACACUUGGGGUAAAUCUUCACGGGGUCGACUUGGACGAUCACUUGAAGACAGUCAUCUUCCAAGACCUGUUGUGUUUCCAAAAGAUGAAGAAUUUUUCGAGGUUUUGUCAGUUUCCAGUUGCCAUGGUAGUACAGUUAUUGCAACUCGGCCAAAACCAAACUAUUCCAAUCCUGUGUGAGGAAGAUCAUGACAUGCAUCACACUAACUUAAGUGGAAGAGUGGACCAACAGACCUUCAAUGGUAUACAGCAAUAUGUUUAUGUCAUAUGAACUGAAGAAAGGAUUUCUUUGAGUAUACUGAUACAUCCACUUAAAACUAACUAUAAUUGACAGAGUUCAGGUGGUGUCAUUGUUAAGCAUGUAUCUUUUGAUUUGAUGAUCUUGGGUUCAGAUCCUGGUGAAGGCACUAGAAUUUAUAUUACAAAUUUUGGAGUCACUAAACCUUUUUUAGUGGCCCCCGAAAGGGAAAAAGAUGCUAUUAGUUUUGUGUGGCCUGUCUGUCCAUCCCGUUUAGAUCUCGUAAACUAGAAAAGCAAAGUACUGAAAGCAAAAAAUCUAAUUUUGUAAAUCACUUAUGUAAGCAGUUUUUUCAUAAAAAUACACUUUUACAACUAUUCACUAUUAAUAGUAACAAACACUUAAGCUCUUUAUUAGGGGAGAUGACUAUUUACCAUAUUUUUAACACAUUUAUGCAAACGGUUGUAGAUUUUUUGUCAAAAUUUUUUUUUCUUAUAUUUGUAUUGUUAAGUUAUGUAUACUAAGUACUAUAUAUACACAUACAAAAAAAAUGUUUAUUAUAUUUUUAAAGAGAAAAAUCUAUUUAGUAUGCAUACAAGUCAGAUAUAAUUUAAAACAACAAUUAAUAAGUAGUUUUUCAUAUUAUCGUGUGAACUGCAAUAUGGAAAAAAGGAAAUACUUUAUUCUUGAGGAAUAAGAGAUUGGCCCUUUACAAAACAAUUAGAUCAAUUAGAUAUUCAUUAUUAGACAUCAGUUAGGCCAGGUUCACAUCUAACUUCAAAUUCACUUAUCCUUUGGUCUGCUGGACCGCUGGGGCACCACACGAGAUCUGUUAACCUUUUUUCUCCAUUAUUUUCUGUCAUUUGUCUUUGAUAGAAUUUCAUUCUGAUAAUAUUGAAACCUGCCUUUUUACCUGCCUGGGUGGACCACUUUGGGGG